AUGACAUCGAGCAGUUUUGAACAUGUCGAAGUAGCGCCGCCAGACGGCAAGCUAAAUGCUUCCGAGAUUUGCGUAGAGCGUAUAGAAGAGGAGAGACGGCUUGUGAGGAAGGUCGAUCUGUAUCUGCUACCAACGAUUUGGCUGAUGUAUCUAUUGUCGUAUAUGGAUCGAACAAACAUUGGCAACGCCAAGAUUGCGGGCAUGGAAGCAGAUCUGAGGCUUUCUUCCAGCCAGUAUUCGAUAAUGUUGGUAGUCUUCUUCGUCACGUACGUCUGUUUCGAAAUUCCCUCAAACCUUGUCCUGGCCAAGACACGGCCGUCCGUAUUCCUGCCGGUCACUAUGAUUCUCUGGGGCAUCGUGACUUGUUGUAUGGCAGCUGCUACAUCUUACAAGCAUCUCAUCGCUUUGCGCCUGAUCGUCGGUUUACUGGAAGCUGGUUUUGCACCCGGAGUACUGAUGAUCUUAUCGUCAUGGUACAAGAAGAACGAAAUGUCGAAGCGAUUUGCGGCCUAUAUCUCUGCAGCUGUAUUAUCCGGAGCCUUUGGUGGUCUUCUGGGUGGUGCCAUAACACAGGGUCUCGACGGUGCGCAUGGGAUAGAAGGGUGGCGCUGGUUAUUCAUUGUUGAAGGAGCUGCGACUAUCAGCUGGGCCAUUAUCGCACACUUCAUUCUUCUCGACUUUCCCAGUACCACAAAGAAGUUCUCUGCGCGUGAAAGACUUCUGGCGACCGAGAGAUUACAGAGGGACAACGUAACGGCUACGACCGGAAAUAGCAGCCCAAAGGUUAGCUCAAUGCAAGCAACCGUCAUAUCGUUGAAGAAUUGGAGAACUUGGGUCCUCACCUUAGGCUACAUGGUCAUCGUUGGGUCCUCGACUCUUUCAUACUUUUACCCAACCUUGGUUGAAGGCCUGGGAUAUACGUCGCAUAUGGCGCAGUAUAUGACGGUUCCCAUCUAUGCGGUAGCAUUCGUCGCAGUCGGUUUCACAGGAUACUUUGGGGACCGGAUUACAGAAUACCGAGGAGUAGUAAUCGCGAGCUGGCUUGCCCUUAGCAUGGUGUGUAGCAUCGUUGUAUGUGUUGUCUAUGACUUCACAGCUCGGUAUGCACUGCUGGUAAUCAUGGCUGCUGGGCUCUGGGCGUCAAAUGGAUUGGCGCUGUCCUACGCGGGCAGCACGUUUGGCCCACUGCAGCAAGAAGUCCGCGCAGUCAGCUUGGCCUUCGUCAAUGCCAUGGGAAAUCUGGCUCAAAUCUAUGGCGCGUACUUGUUUCCAUCGGACGACAAGCCGAAAUACCUGAUGGGGUUUGGGGUGAUCAGCGGUAUGUGUGGGUUUGGAGUUGUUGUGUACACGGUCGCGCACGUAUCAUUCAAGCGAUGGCCCACGACAUCGUAG
This is a messenger RNA of Pseudovirgaria hyperparasitica, 1392 nucleotides long. RefSeq names its product MFS general substrate transporter. The transcript is spliced from 4 exons. Gene Ontology annotation, molecular function: transmembrane transporter activity. Lineage: Eukaryota; Fungi; Ascomycota; Dothideomycetes; Acrospermales; Acrospermaceae. Gene Ontology annotation, biological process: transmembrane transport. Bases 1 to 1392 code for a protein of 463 amino acids. Gene Ontology annotation, cellular component: membrane. The record is from RefSeq and is a predicted model, not a curated record.